Molecule: messenger RNA, 2571 nt
Organism: Sabethes cyaneus
Lineage: Eukaryota; Metazoa; Arthropoda; Insecta; Diptera; Culicidae
Product: glycerophosphodiester phosphodiesterase 1
Exons: 5
Coding region: 108-1151 (347 amino acids)
Biological process (GO): lipid metabolic process
Molecular function (GO): phosphoric diester hydrolase activity
Source: RefSeq, a predicted model, not a curated record
CUGUUAGUUAGUUAGAUUUAAAGUAAUUCUUAAGCUGUGCAAAAUCUUGUGCGAUGCAGUCAUUGUAGUCAUUUACUAUUAUCAAAGCCAAUGUCAGUUUCGACUGCAUGUAUUUUUCGACAAUCUUGAACGUGUUGAAAAUGAUAUAUCAGCUCUUUUGGAUACUCACGACAUGCUUCACUUUUUUGUUCAAUGCUUUGUGGCUAUGUUGCAACUUUGCUUCAGUCGGGAUCCCGUGGCUUAUGCUGAUAUUCUUCCUAGUUUGCAUCGCGUCAAAAUUUGUGAAGCUUAAAUGUCCUGCGGGUGAAGUCGUACAAUCGAUGCUGCAUCGAAGCGAGAAGGAGGUUGGCUCCGAGGUGCUAUAUUGGCCUAUUGUCAGCAGGGGUGGGGCAUUUGAUGCGCCGGAAAACUCACUUGCUGCCAUUAAUCACUGCUUGUCACAAAAAUGCUACAAUAUUCUAUUGGAUUUGAACAUAACAUGCGACGGGCAUCUCGUAGUGCUACACAGAACAACUUUAGAGAAGGCAAACAUCAACGAACCCAUUCAUAAGCUAAAUUUAAGUGCUUUAGAAAACUUCAACAUUUCUGAACAUCAUCCCUUAGGACAGCAUUUUAGCGUGGAGAAAAUAAUAACCUUCGACAAGUUAUUGAAAUUGUUAGAAACGAACGAAUUAACAGUGUUUCUGCUGGCGUCGCACAUCACCACAAAGCUAACGGAGCUUGUACGAGAUGCAGUUGGCAGAAACUCGAUCCUCACCAAACGCAUUGUGUUCUGCUGCUCUUCACCAGUGGCAAUCUAUCAGAUACGUCAACAUUGUCCGGAUCUUGUUUGCGGAUUGUGGAUGGAAAAAUCAUCGCUCUCACGUACUCAACAGUAUUUACACGCAUCAACCAUUUUGAUGUCAAUUUAUGGUGCCAUCUUUCGUAACAUUAUUGCACCAGUAAUUGGAAUUAGUUUAGUGUUCAUCCACAAGGAUGAAUUUAAUGCGCAAAUAUCAACAUUAUGGCACAACGUGGGAGUUAGGCCAAUAGUUUAUACAAUCAAUUCGCCGAACGAAAAACGAUACUUUCAGCAGGUGACGAAGACACAGUAUUUAACCGAUUCACUGCGCUCUGAGCCGCAAAUUAUUUUUAGAGGAAAACAUAAGUAAGCGUACAAGUGCGAAUUAGUAAUCUUUUAAAGAAUACAUCCCAGUAACGGUUCUAGUGACAUAAAUGAUUUCGUACUAUGUUUGGCAGCAUAUUUAUUCGUAUAGUACCUAUUAGUUUUUAAACUGAAAGUUAAUAUGUCGCUUAUUUUAUUUUUUAUAUUGUUUUAAAAAUUUUACUCGCGUUAUGAUAUUCUCUUGGGUGCUGUACUUAAAAUUCAAAUGGGUUUGGGAGAAUGCUGUUUUAUUGCAUUCGAGAUCGAAGUCGGAAAACAUCUUGCAUUCGUUGUUUUUGUGUUGCGCGGACGGAUUUACGGAUUUUUGUGAUGUCACCGGCCAACACUCUAUAUUGCAAGCAUAGUUUAGACAGUCUGCCGAGCGAUAUUAUGCUUCAGUAUUGAUUCGUAUUCUUUUGCUCCGAAUUACUAUUGUUUCUAGAUGAAUAGUAUAAAAAUACCACCGAUAUUCGACCUGCCAUGAUCAUGUGAACCAUUUUUACUAUGUAGUUAUCAUGAUAAACGGUUUAAUUUGAACAACAUAUUUGAAGGCUUUGUCCUUUACAUUACAAAAUUAACAGUCAUUUCAAAGUGCAACUUAUUAAAAAAAGUUCAAUGCAUUGUUUAAGGGUUGAAAUGCUGAACUUAUUGUAAUAGAUCCAAUCUUGGAAAGAAAACAAUCACUCAAGCGUGUGAGGUAAAGCUUAUUGUGUUCAAGUUAUUUUUAUGAAAAUAGUAGUUAAUAACGGCUUUGCGUACUUUCUAGUACACAGCUUGGUAUGAAAUGUUAUGGGCGAUUUGGUGACCAUUUUUUAUGGUCAAUAACUAAUCAAAAAAACUUACAAAACAACAUUCGAAAUUAAUUUGGAUUUACAUUGAACGUAGCAGAUUGUAUUCGAAUGAAUACGAAUGAAAUUGCGUUGAAAGCGAAAGAAAUUUUUCGUGUCGUCGCCAAACUAGUCUGGUUGCAUUGACUUAUAAAAUCACGAUUGUCUUUAAGUACAGCACUCUUUCCUAUACAAAAAUUAAAAAUGACGAAGCAAAACCACGUAUAGUUUAUACUAGUAAGACAGGAAACUUAUAUGCACAGAUAAAAAGUUGUGCAUUUUGAAUGUUGCGUACUCAAAAAACUGCUGUUCCUCUACUGUGCUUCAAGUUUUGCCGUGAGUUUUGAAAGUUUGUUUUUAUUUAUCUAAUAUUUUAGACUUUGCUUAAUAUUUUGUUUUUAUGUCGACGUAAACUGAGUGAUAUUCAAUUUCCUUCUAUUCCCUUCUAUUUAAAACAAAAAUGCAAUGCCAUAUAGAUAAUAAUUCAACAUUCACUUUUUUUUAAAUCUUUUUUAAAUGCUAGCGUAUAAUUAUAAUCAUCUGUAUAUUGCCUACAUUCUGAAAUACUGAAAUUAACUAUUUCUUACUACAAUUCGAAUA